This is a messenger RNA of Pseudophryne corroboree (corroboree frog), 4187 nucleotides long. Its product is annotated as ATP-dependent translocase ABCB1-like. The record is from RefSeq and is a predicted model, not a curated record. The transcript has 23 exons. Gene Ontology annotation, biological process: transmembrane transport. Gene Ontology annotation, molecular function: ATP hydrolysis activity; ABC-type oligopeptide transporter activity; ATP binding. Gene Ontology annotation, cellular component: membrane. NCBI's taxonomy places the organism in Eukaryota, Metazoa, Chordata, Amphibia, Anura, Myobatrachidae. Bases 1 to 3621 code for a protein of 1206 amino acids.
AUGUAUAAACAAGCCAACACCAACAAUGAAGGAGCAUGGGGCAGCGCAUCGUAUAUUGCUGGUGCCAACACACUGAGCGAUAUGAACGAUAUCUCGUUCAUUAAUGAACGAGAUCGUUCAUAUCGCUCAGUGUUUUUCUAUAACUUUAUAGCUGUUGGUAGUUUGGUAUUUGCUUUGAGUCUUUUACAAAUAUGGACAUUUCUGAUCUCAGCGACGAGACAAAUUAGGAGGAUUCGGCAGAAGUUUUUCAGUUCUGUACUUCAUCAGGAUAUGUCUUAUUUUGAUUCAAUCCAGAUUGAGACUUUGCAUUACAGACUAACAGAAGACAUCUUUACUCUACAUGAAGGCCUAGGUGACAAAUUGUGCAUAUUUGUAAAUGUUCUCUCCACCUUUGUCUCGUGCCAAAUCUCAGCAUUUGUAAAUGGCUGGAAACUGACGCUAGUGAUCUUGUCAGUCAGUCCACUGUUUGGUAUAUCAACAGCGGUGUGGUCCAAGAUUAUUGCAUCAUUUUCCUCUAAGGAGUCGCUGGCAUAUGAAAAGGCCGGUGCAUUUGCUGAGGAAAUUGUUACAGCCAUAAAGACAGUUACUGCAUUUAAUGGACAACAGAAAGCUGUGGAUAACUACGAUGCAAAGUUAAUUGAUGCAAGAAAUGUUGGAAUUAAAAAGUCUAUUACUUUAAACCUAUCAUGUGGAGCAAUGCAAUUCAUUGGAUUUGCAAUCUACAGCCUUUCAUUUUGGUAUGGAACAAAAAUCAUUGAAGAAGAGCCAGAAAAUUAUAGCAUUAGCAACGUAUUCAUUAUCAUUUAUUCAGUGAUGUUGGGCACAUAUUCACUUGGACUGGUAACUCCAAAUUUAGAAAGUAUUAGAAGUGCACGCACAGCAGCCUUUGAGCUAUACAAAAUCAUAAACAAGUUUCGCCCAAUCGAUAGUGGGUCCACCGAGGGACACAAGCCAGACAAAUUAAUUGGUCAUAUUGAAUUUAAGAACAUUCACUUUGCUUACCCUACUCGUCCAGAUAUACAAAUUCUCAGUGGUCUGAACCUAAAGGUACCAUCUGGAAAGACCAUUGCUCUUGUUGGCACAAGUGGCUGUGGGAAAAGCACAACCAUUCAGCUACUACAGAGGUUCUAUGAUCCAAUAGAAGGAGAGAUUACAGUGGAUGGACAUGAUAUACGUUCGCUCAAUGUCAAGUGGCUAAGAAAUAAUAUUGGAGUGGUUAGUCAAGAACCUGUCUUAUUUGGAACAACCAUUGGUGAAAAUAUUCGCUAUGGAAGAGAUGGAGUAACUGAAGAAGAAAUUGAACAUGCAGCCAGAGAAGCUAAUGCAUAUGAAUUUAUAUCAAAGUUUCCUGAUCAAUUUAACACAAUGGUUGGUGAGAGAGGAGCCCAGAUGAGUGGCGGACAGAAGCAGAGGAUCGCUAUAGCACGAGCUCUCGUAAGAAAUCCCAAAAUUCUGCUUCUUGAUGAAGCAACAUCAGCUUUGGACAAACAAAGUGAAGCUAUAGUACAAGCUGCCUUAGAUACGGCCAGGGCUGGUCGGACCACUAUUAUGAUAGCCCAUAGACUGUCUACUGUCAGGACAGCUGAUGUCAUCGCUAUCUUCCAUGGAGGUGUGAUUGUGGAGCAAGGGUCGCAUGAUGAGCUCAUGAGCAAGGAGGGAAUCUACCAUUCUCUUGUGAUGCUUCAGACUGAAGACCGUAAUGGCAGAGAAGAAGAUGAGAGUAAAAGCAGUUCUAAUGGUACCACAGAUUCUAAAGAAGAGAGUGAGGAAGACAGAAGUCAAUAUAUAGAAGAAGCCAGCCGAACAUUACAAGAUGUUGAAAACAGAAUGGUGUCAGUUAGGCAUCAAAGUUUGCUAGAAGAAUCUAAAAGAAAAGUUAAAAAAACAAAGUCAACGACAAAAUCUAGCAAGAAACAGUCUAAAAUAAUAAAAGAGGAAAUGGAAGUCCAUCCUGAAGUACCUAUGAGAAGAAUUAUGCAGCUAAACAAACCAGAAUGGCCUUACAUUGUGAUCGGAGCAAUAGCUUCUGGAAUAAAUGGGGUGAUAUUUUCCAUAUUUGGUGCCAUUUUUGGAAUGUUUAUUGGUGCAUUUGGCGAACAAGAUUAUGUAAAAAGGAGUCAAAGAACUAACUUUUUAUCAAUAAUGUUAUUGAUCAUGGGAUUAAUUGGUUUAAUGGCACAUAUUACCAUGGGGUUCAUGUUUGGAAAGUCUGAAGAAAAUUUAACCAUGAGGCUGCGAUCUCUUUCAUUUAAGGCAUUGCUCCGUCAGGCUACUGGAAGUCGAAUAGGAUUACUUACGAUGACAGUGUUCACUCUGGUUUCUGCUGCCAUCAUUGCUUUUAUACAUGGCUGGCAGCUGACGUUGGUUGUCUUGGCGUGUGUUCCACUACUCAUCGGAGUCAACUUAAUUGAAAGAAGGGCUAUUAGAGGUCACGCAUCCAAAGAUCAGAAGGACUUGGAAGAAGCUGGAAGAAUAUCAACAGAGGCUGUUGAAAACAUCAGGACAGUGGUGUCAUUAACAAAAGAAGAUGCAUUUUAUGAAAAAUAUGAAGCCAGCUUAAGAGGACCAUACAGGAAUGCCCUUCGGAAAGCAUUCUUUCAUGCACUGACAUAUGCAGUUGCUCAAUCCAUGAGCUACUUUUUUAAUGCAGCUGUAUUUGGGUUUGCGGCCUGGCUCGUGGCACAUUGUUACAUGCAACCUGAAAAUGUCUUUGUAAUAGUUAGUGUUAUUACUUGUGCGUCUUCUAAUGUGGGAAAUACCAAUUCCACUGCACAAGAUUAUGGACAAGCAAAGGUUUCAGCUCAGCGCAUUUUUAAGCUUUUGGACAGAAAUCCAGUUAUUGACAGCUACAGCGAAGAAGGAAACACUUUGAAUGAAAUGAAAGGAAAUAUUGAAUUUAAAAACAUCAAAUUUGUAUAUCCAACAAGACCAAAGGCUCAAGUUCUACAGGGUCUGAACAUCAAAGUAUCUAAAGGCCAGACCCUCGCCCUGGUGGGCAGCAGCGGCUGUGGAAAAAGUACAGUGGUUCAGCUCCUGGAGAGGUUUUAUGACCCUGUGGAUGGACAAGUGCUUGCAGACGGAAUUGAUACCAAGAGUCUCCACCUGAAGUGGCUUAGGUCACAGCUCGGCAUUGUGUCCCAGGAACCAAUCCUUUUUGAUUGCAGCAUCGGUGAAAACAUCCAGUACGGUGACAACAGUAGACUUGUUACACAGGAGGAGGUCAUAGCAGCUGCCAAAUUAGCCAACAUUCACACCUUCAUCCAGAGUUUGCCAGAAGGAUAUAAUACACGUGUUGGCAGUCAUGGAGCCCAGCUGUCAGGAGGACAAAAGCAGAGGAUCGCCAUUGCCCGAGCUCUCGUACGCAAACCAAAAGUGCUACUCCUGGAUGAAGCCACCUCCGCUCUUGAUACUGAAAGUGAGAAGGUUGUGCAGGAAGCUCUGGAUGAGGCAAGGCACGGCAGGACCUGCAUAGUGAUUGCUCACCGGCUAUCCACAAUACAGAAUGCUGAUAUCAUUGUAGUAAUGAAGAAUGGGAAAGUGGUGGAACAAGGCACUCAUAACCAGCUAAUGGCCAAAGAAGAAGAAUAUUAUUCUCUUGUGCACUCACAUGUCUCAAAGUAACGUCUGUACUGCUCUGGGAGCAGCACCAUUCUUGACAACCUAUAUAUAUUAUACCAUAUUCUGAAUUUUACACACAAUAUUUUAUGGAGAAAAAUAAGUUAUGUUAAAUUUUACAUAAGAUGUAAUACACUACAACACACUAAGCGGUCUAUUCAAUUAGUGUUAGAAUUUCUGAAAAGUCGGAAAAAAAGCACUUUUAGACUGUUGUAGGAAAUUCCGACAUGUCGAAAAACAGGUGGAUCGGCAAACGCUCCCGGCGCUAUACCUGUUAUGUCAAAUUUGCUGGCAUUUACGUCAGGUUUUUGCCCAUUUUCGACAAUGCCCCUUUGAUGUUAAAAAAAGUUGGAUCGGCAUAGUCGAAAACUGGCAAAAACCUGUCUGAAAUGCUCGGAAAUUGAAUAGUGAAGUGUCUGAUCCUUUAAUUGAAUGCACCCCAAUACCACAAUAAAGAAAACACUUAAAGCAAACAUGCAGAAAUAAUGGCUACAUGUAAUUAAAAGGAACUGUACUAUAAAUAGGCUCACUUCUUUUUUUGUGACAAAUAAAGGAAAAUCAAAAACUAUAAA